Molecule: messenger RNA, 2228 nt
Organism: Harpia harpyja (harpy eagle)
Lineage: Eukaryota; Metazoa; Chordata; Aves; Accipitriformes; Accipitridae
Product: arylacetamide deacetylase-like 4
Exons: 4
Coding region: 91-1329 (412 amino acids)
Cellular component (GO): membrane
Molecular function (GO): carboxylic ester hydrolase activity
Source: RefSeq, a predicted model, not a curated record
UUAGUCUCCUGUGAAGACACCUCAGAAACGCUUAAAAACAAGGCUUAAGACAGCAUAGGUUUUUUUAGCAUUCACUUCUAUUGAAGUGAAAUGGCAUCUGUUUAUAUAACUUUAGCAAUAAUAGGCAUGGUUUUCAUUUUGCCUGUUAUAAUACCAGCACUGUUUUUGGGGGCGUUAUUUUAUGAUUUUUUAAAUUCAGAAUUGCCACCUGGAAUUGACCAACCUCUAAAGCUUCGUUUUUUCCAUUCAUUGUUGAUUACAGCCAUGAUCUCGGGAAAGAUUUUGGAGAAGCUAGGGAUCUGCAGUGAUUUAAGCUUAUUGCGAGUUGUGCUAGAUGGAAUACCACCACGGAGAGAUUCAAAACUUCUUAUCAAAGAUCUCAAAGUAGAUGAGGUACCCUUGAGGAUUUAUCAGCCUAAACAGCCACCUACUGGCAAAAGAAGAGGAAUACUAUAUUUUCAUGGAGGCGCUGGCACAUUUGGGAGCAUUAGAGCCUUUGAAAGAAUAUGCCGCUAUAUUGCCAAAAAAUGCAACUCAGUGGUUGUGUCUGUUGGUUAUCGUUUGUCUCCUGAACACCCAUACCCAGGGCAAUAUUUCGAUUGUCUCAAUGCCACCUUAUACUUUAUGAGGAAUUUAGAAGAGUAUCAUGUGGAUCCUGCUCUCAUCAUCAUUAGCGGUGACAGCUGUGGAGCUAAUUUUGCUACGGUUAUUUGCCAAAUACUGCUGAAUAAAAGAGAUCUCCCAAAAGUACGUGCCCAGGUCUUACUUUAUCCAGGACUACAGGGGCUAGAUUUUCAUUUGCCUUCCUAUCAGCAGAAUGCUUCAGUCCCCAUAUUGUUUCGGAAGCUAGUUAUCUACUUCUGUUUUCGUUAUCUUAAUAAAGAACCAUCAGUUUUGGAAGAUGUCCUACAAAAUUGCCAUGUUCCCGAGAGUAUGAAACGGAAGUAUAAAAAAUGGGUAAGUGCUGACAUUAUUCCUGACAAAUUUAAGAUUAGAGGCUACGUACCACAGAAAUCUACUUCAUAUAAACCUGAAGUCCAUGAAGCAGUCAAAGAACUUUUAGCAAUAACAUUUUCCCCACUUUUAGCUGAAGACUCCAUUAUUUGCCAGCUCCCUGAAUCCUACAUUGUGACCUGUGAGUUUGAUGUGCUUAGGGAUGAUGGACUGUUAUACAAGAAGCGAUUAGAGGACAAUGGUGUUCAAGUAACCUGGUAUCAUUCUGAGAGUGGUUUCCAUGGAAUUUUAGCCUUUUUUGGCUAUGGGAUUUUUUCCUUUUCAUCUGGAAAAAAGAUAAUGGAUAGUACUGUGAAUUAUAUAAACAGUUUAUAAAAGUAUUUUUCAGAACAAAGAUGCAAGUCUUACAUUAUCCUUGGCGAAUUUAUACUUGGCAAAGAAUGUAAACACUUUUGAUUUAUGUUUUGGAUUUUGACUGCAUUUUAUACUUCCUAAUUUCUGCUUCUGCAGUGACUCUCAAACAAAUGUUAAGAUUAUUUAAAGCACCACCAUUCUAGAAAACAUUAUUAUAAAAACACACCAAUAAAACUGAGAUGCAGAAGUGAGGCACCUAGCAUAUACUGUUUUACUUCAACUCUAGCAAUUCUAGCAUCCUUGCAUGGCUGGCACACAUUCAAGGCAAGCUGCAAGAACAUCUCUUCCUGAAGAUCCUUCGACUGCCCAGAAGUGCUGAAGACAACUGGGGUCUACUUUGGCCCUUGUAAGAGACAGGAGACGUUUAGGGUAUCAGACGGAGAGCCCAGUGACUCAGGUUCUGUGAAGUUUUAUGUCAUAUAGUGAAAUUGCAGCUAUGCAUUUUAAUUUCUAGGGUUAGCUUGCACAAAGACUACACUUUUCGUGAAAAAGUGUGAUCAAAAGAAAGGCUUCUGUCUGAAGCAGAAGUUCUAAACUGGAACUAGUAUGGGUUUGAUUUUGUUUGGAAUCUGGGAAAUGAUGUUUCAUUUUGGAACUUGAUUCUUAAACUGGAAUCCCUGAACUUUAAUGAGUGUGUACAUAUUAGGGAAGUACAGAGGUGAGACUUCUUUUCCUUUCUGUACUUUUUGUUUUUCUUUCAAGAUUGCCUUAUGCUCAAAACUACCUGUUAUGCUGUGUUUGUUGAAAAAGUUCUGAAGGUCACAGAUGUAAGAAGGUAGAAAAGAAUAUUAUGUUAUGUUAUGUUAUAUUAUAUUAUAUAUUAUCACUGUAAUGCUGUGGCAAUUUUGUGAUGCUUUCAA